Messenger RNA from Suricata suricatta (meerkat), 1786 nucleotides. Its product is annotated as homeobox protein VENTX-like. Gene Ontology annotation, biological process: regulation of DNA-templated transcription. Bases 1 to 1389 code for a protein of 462 amino acids. Gene Ontology annotation, molecular function: DNA-binding transcription factor activity, RNA polymerase II-specific; DNA binding. Lineage: Eukaryota; Metazoa; Chordata; Mammalia; Carnivora; Herpestidae. The transcript is spliced from 5 exons. The record is from RefSeq and is a predicted model, not a curated record.
AUGCGCCCAGGCUCCCGCAGCUUGCCUCCGCUCGCGCUUUGUCAGAACCGGGAGGAGGUGACCUUUGCCGCCUGGAUGGAACCAAGCUCUUCCCCGGGGCUCAGCUUCCAAACAGCUGGUGUUGAGCGCUUGCUCAGCGGCCAGAAGACGCCCUCGGCCAGGUGCACAGGGACCAGGAAGUCUGCAGACGCACCCCGCGCUCCCGGCUCCCCGACGGCGUUCUCGGUUGCGGCCGCACCCGGCCGCCCCGAGGACCACGCGCCUUUCGGCGCCCCAGCAUCCCCGUCGCCGCCGGCCUUAGACCCGGUUCGGGAGGUCCCCGACUCUCCGCCCGGGCGCCCCGAAGAGCACGCGCCCCCGCAGUCCGCGCCCCCGUCGCUAAACGCCGCCCUUAUGCAGACCCUGGGGCAUCUGGGCGACAUCGUGGCCAUCUUGGGCCCGCUGCGCGAUCAGCUGCUGACCCUGAACCAGCACGUGGAGCAGCUGCGCGGUUCCUUCGACCAGACCGUGUCCCUGGCCGUCGGCUUCAUCUUAGGCAGUGCCGCCGCCGAGCGAGGCGUCCUGUCCGAACCGCGAGAGACCCUACGCCUCGCCCCCACGGCUAUGUCUCCCUCCUCUACCCUGCACUGUGGCUUUGCGCCGUCCAGCUUUGGCUCCGUGGACUGGCUUUCCCGGAGCAGCCACGUGGGGCCAGCACACACCGUCAGGCCCGCUGACGUCUCCUGGAGGAGCCUGUCUGCUCCAGCCAAGGUGUCCAGCAGCGGGGACCUCCCUCAGCCUGUGGGCCUGGAGGAAAUGAAGCCCUCGGAAGUGUCUGCAGCUGGUAGUGCUGUCUGUCCUUUCUCAGGGCUGAGCAAGGAGGCCGACAGCACGCGGACGCCCCGGGUCCGCACGGCCUUCACGGCCCAGCAGGUCAGCACCCUGGAGAGCGCCUUCCAACAGCACCGCUACCUGGGCCCCCUGGAGCGCCGGAGGCUGGCCCAGGAGAUGCGGCUCUCCGAAGUGCAGAUAAAAACCUGGUUUCAGAACCGCCGGAUGAAACACAAACGCCAACUGCAGGACUCACAGCUGAGCAGCCCCUUCUCUGGAGCACUCCAUACGCCAGUGGCUUUCCGCCCACCACCUUCUGCCCUGGCCAGUAGCUUGCAGCUGCUGUACCCUUGGGCAUCCCUGCUUGGGCCUCCAGCUCUGGGACAGCCCCCUGGCUCCUUUUGGGAUCUCUGCCAAGUGGAACAAGCCUCCCUGGCCUUGACGUGGGCCUCAUGCAGUAGACAGCCUCCAGUGUGCUGCCUCCCAGACCCGGGGGUCCAGGUGCCCACCCUGGGCCCAGCUUUGCCCAGGAGUCCCUGGGGCCUGUGUGCCUUGCCCCAAACUGGGGACGCCUUUUGAGGAAGCAUGGUGGCCCCAAAGCCUGCAGCUGGAGCGUGUCGGAUGCUGUCACCCCCACACAGAGUCGGUGUGUGUAGGGCUGUGCCCGGCAUCUUCCUGGAGAGACACUCACCAGUUAUUGAUGUCACCGUGGCAUCUGGUGUGAGCCUUGUGUCUCCCACAGGUGGGACCUGGAACCCUGACCCUCCUUAAAACCUGUUAACAGCUGUUACCUCGUUGAAAACUACUGCCGGCUCAGUUUAGGAACUGAUGAGUGAGCCAACAGAAUCCGAUGCCAAAAGUGGACUCGCUAAGUGUUGGGCUUGUGGCAUAUGACAAAGUGGUAAUUUAUUCAACAUAAAGUGUGGAAGAAUUAAGAUGGGCACCUGGCUGCCUCAGUCGGCGGAGCCUACGACUC